UUGCGCCUGCGCUCUUAUUUUCGUUAUCAACUGCUUCUGUCUGCUGAUUCUGUCCAGUCAUUGUUGAGUUAAAGUUUAGUUCCGUUCAUUAGACCCAUUUCAACUCCACAUUUUGUUUUUACACAGCAUGAAGGAGACAUCGUCCAAGCGUCGGGAAAAGGCGGGCGGUCGGGACAAGGACUCCAGGUCCGACAAGUCCAAAGAGGCGAAGGAAGCCAAGAGCGUGGCCGCCGAGCCGCAGGACGUGGAGAUGCCGGAUGAGGACCCAGCUAACGUGGCUAAGCAGCCCAAAGAGCUUGACAGCCUCACACUGGACGACAUCAAGGAGCAUGUGAAGCAAAUAGAGAAGGCAGUGUUGGGUAAGGAGCCGCGCUUCGUCCUGCGUGCUCUCCGAGCGCUGCCGUCCACAAGCCGCCGUCUCAACGUCAAUGUGCUCCAUAAAGCCCUCACUGGCUUCUUCACCAGCAAUGCUACCACUAGGGACUUCCUUCUGGGCUUCCUGGAGGAGCCCAUGGACGUGGCUGAUGGAGAUGUCCAGUUUCGUCCUCGUACGGGGAAAGCAGCAUCUGCUCCUCUCCUGCCAGAGGUGGAGACAUAUCUGCAGCUGCUGCUGGUGAUCCACCUGACAAACAGCAAGAGAUACUCUGAGGCUCAGAGGGUGUCAGAUGACCUGAUGCAGAAGGUCAGCUCCAAGAACCGCAGAGCCCUGGACCUGGUAGUUGCUAAAUGUUAUUAUUAUCACGCCCGUGUGUAUGAGUUCCUGAACCAGCUGGACACCAUCCGCAGCUUCCUGCACACCCGGCUGCGCACGGCGACACUGCGCCACGAUGCUGACGGUCAGGCUGUGCUGCUCAACCUGCUGCUGAGGAAUUACCUGCACUUCAACCUGUACGACCAAGCCGAGAAACUGGUCUCUAAAUCGGUGUUCCCUGAGCUCGCCAACAACAAUGAGUGGGCCAGAUACCUCUACUACACAGGUCGUAUCAAGGCCAUCCAGCUGGAGUACUCUGAGGCUCGCAGGACUCUGACUAACGCUCUGAGAAAAGCCCCUCAACACACUGCAGUGGGAUUUAAACAGACAGUCCAUAAGCUGCUGAUCGUGGUGGAGCUGCUGCUGGGGGAGAUUCCUGACAGACUUCAGUUCAGACAGCCAUCUCUCAAACACUCCCUGAUGCCAUACUUCCUGCUGACUCAGGCCGUGAGGAUGGGUAACCUGGCCAAGUUUAACCAGGUGUUGGAGCAGUUUGGGGAGAAGUUUCAGGCUGACGGCACGUACACACUCAUCAUCCGUCUGCGACACAAUGUCAUCAAAACUGGUGUGCGAAUGAUCAGCUUGUCCUACUCUCGUAUUUCUCUGGCCGAUAUUGCUCAGAAGCUGCAGCUCGACAGUCCAGAGGACGCAGAGUUCAUUGUCGCCAAGGCAAUCCGCGAUGGCGUGAUUGAGGCUAGCAUUAACCAUGAGAAAGGGUUCGUCCAAUCAAAAGAGACCAUGGAUAUCUACGGCACCAGAGAGCCUCAGCUGGCGUUCCACCAGAGGAUCUCCUUCUGCCUGGACAUUCACAACAUGUCUGUCAAGGCCAUGAGGUUUCCUCCGAAAGCUUACAACAAGGACCUGGAGUCAGCCGAGGAGCGUCGAGAACGCGAGCAGCAGGAUUUGGAAUUUGCAAAAGAAAUGGCAGAAGAUGAUGAUGACAGCUUCCCAUGAGCCUUUCUGCUGACUUCCUGUGCAGACAGGAAGUAGAUGUGUGUUAACAGAUCAGUUAUUACCCACAAUCCCCUCUCCUCCUCCCUUUUGGUUUUGAGGCACUGCAACUCAGAACUUGUGUUUUGAUGUUUCUGAAAGAAUAAAACUGUUUUUGUUUAA
Messenger RNA from Nothobranchius furzeri (turquoise killifish), 1864 nucleotides. RefSeq names its product proteasome 26S subunit, non-ATPase 3 (gene psmd3). Gene Ontology annotation, biological process: regulation of protein catabolic process; ubiquitin-dependent protein catabolic process. Gene Ontology annotation, molecular function: protein binding; enzyme regulator activity. Gene Ontology annotation, cellular component: proteasome regulatory particle, lid subcomplex; proteasome complex. NCBI's taxonomy places the organism in Eukaryota, Metazoa, Chordata, Actinopteri, Cyprinodontiformes, Nothobranchiidae. The record is from RefSeq and is a predicted model, not a curated record.